This is a messenger RNA of Ornithodoros turicata, 888 nucleotides long. Its product is annotated as chymotrypsinogen B-like. Gene Ontology annotation, biological process: proteolysis. Gene Ontology annotation, molecular function: serine-type endopeptidase activity. The transcript has 6 exons. The coding region runs from base 5 to 817 and encodes 270 amino acids. NCBI's taxonomy places the organism in Eukaryota, Metazoa, Arthropoda, Arachnida, Ixodida, Argasidae. The record is from RefSeq and is a predicted model, not a curated record.
AAGAAUGCCGAGACGAUAUCAUAGGUGUACACUCCACAGCGCAGCCAUGGAAGGUAUCGUCGUCUUAGCAGCUGCCCUGGCUUUCAGCCACGCCUUGCCACCAGGCGUUUAUCGCUCUGCGGGUCUCGGAGAAGACGCUGAUCCUCACAAGUACCCUUGGCUUGGCGCCCUGUAUACGGACGACAUGUUUCACUGCAACGCAGCGGUGCUCAACGACAGCUGGAUAUUGACCAACCAUCUAUGCUUAAAUUUCCGCCUGAACAAUGCCUGGUUUGGAAGGUACGAUUUGUCGGUGGACGAGCCAUCUGGUCAAAGACGGACUUUCGCAGAGGUCGUUGGGCACCCUCAGUUUAAUGGGACGAACUUCAACUACGACUUUGCACUUUUGAAGCUCUCCACACCGUUGGAGUUUAAUGAGUACGUGUCAGCAGUUGCCUUGCCAAAUGGAGAUGACGACAUCCAAGAUGCUACGUGCACAGCGACCGGCUGGAAUGUGUACAACAGGCCGGACACCUACGAUCCUCAGGGGUUGGAUCAGCUACAGGUAGUUCCUCAAAAGGAUUGCGAGGAGAAAUAUGGUCCUGAUCGCGAUUAUCUGGUCACCGAAACAAAGUUUUGUGCCAGUUACGCUGUCUGCGACGAUAACCUUCUCCAGUAUGCAUUGGCAGCACCCAUGGUAUGCGCAAAGCAGGACGGUAAACCACAGCUGAGUGGUCUAGUUGAAUUUGCGACGUCCUGUACUAAGCCUAGACCUCCCCUCGUUAACCGUGUCGGUGCAGCCGUCAAGUGGAUCACGGCCACCAUCACCAGCAAGUAGCCAGCAAGUCGAUAACGCCACCAUCAACACCACUAGCGUGAUCGAAAGACAAUAAAGAGAUAUAGUUUGCA